Messenger RNA from Drosophila innubila, 3519 nucleotides. RefSeq lists its product as uncharacterized. The record is from RefSeq and is a predicted model, not a curated record. The transcript has 5 exons. NCBI's taxonomy places the organism in Eukaryota, Metazoa, Arthropoda, Insecta, Diptera, Drosophilidae. Gene Ontology annotation, cellular component: nucleus. Bases 257 to 3103 code for a protein of 948 amino acids.
CGUUUGCCGGCUGUUUGCAACGCAUUUCUUUGAAGUGGUCUCCGCAUCGUCUGAUUCGCACUUGUCGCUAUAAUUUCGAUUGUUUUGUUGUCGUGGGCGCGCAAUAGAAUAACAAAAACACUACAAAUACGAAUAUAAAUACAUAUCAAAGAAUAUUAUCUACUUGAAGUGAGAGUUUCCUUAAAGGACUGCACUUCGGGUAACUGUAAACAGUAAAUAUCAUACAUAUAUACAUAUAUCAACCAGUUAAUGUGCGAUGGCAGUUGAAAUAACAAACUCAAUAUUAUCGUUACAACCCGCGACGGAGUUGGAGCCACAAUCAUUUCAUUGGCAGCUCGAGGAUUACGCAUAUUUUCACAAGUGCGGCGAAAUAACAACAUCGCCGGACGUGCAAUGUUUUGGCUUCAAUUGCGCCUUCUGUCCGGCAAUUUGUCUGCAGCUUUCGGUCUUCAUCGAUCACAUACGCGGGCAUCAUAUGCAGGAUAUGCGUCGGCGCUACGAGGUUGCCGAUGAGAAAAUCGAGCAGACGACGCAAACCGAUUUAAAUCUAAUGCCAAUGGACAGCGUUGGAUUUCAAAUAGACGCAACAACAGCAGCAGCAACAACAGCAACGGCCACAACAAAUGCGCGCCUUGAUAAACGCAUGAAAAAAUCCAAUUGGAAUGAUACAUUGGCUACAGUGGGGUCGUCAGACGUUCAGGGCGCUGUUACUAUGGGACUGUUGGAUGUGAGCAUGGAUAUAGACAUAGAUUUGGCUUCCAUUGUGAACGCAGCUCCAACACAGACAGCCAACAACAACAACAAUGCUACAUUAUUGCAGCUAAGCAACGCAGCAACAACAACGGGAACAACGACGACGACAACAGCAACAACAACACCAGCCGAAAUAGACUUCGUUUAUGUUAUGGAAAAUCCAUUGCCACCCUCGCCCCCACCCUCGGCUGACAUUUCGAGUGACGAGCAGAGUCCACGAUUGCUGCACUCAAUAGAUCCAUUUGAAAUGUUGCAUGAGGCAGGCACUCGCACACACACACCCUCAACGCUGGAGGCGUGCUCCAAAGGCGCCCUUUGUGUCUCUGCCCCGCCACGUUACGAGACGCGACGCGUGGCAAUGCAACGCAAGUUGGCAAAGACGGCAGAAGAAGAGCAACAACAGCAGCAACAACAACAGGAACAACUGCACUUACAACUCGAAUUACAGCAAUGUCAACAGCUGGAGGAGAAUGUGCUGGAACUCACGCCUCCCGCAACGCCGCCAACUCCAGUGCCACCCACAUCGCCCACGAGCAGCGUCGCCAGCAGCGUUGACUUGAAGUUGCGCACACGUCGCGAACUCGAGCGUAAUCGUGAAUUUGUCAGCUCGCUUUUGUUGGCCUACGAGCGCAACGAGAAGUUGUGGAAUCCCAAGCAUCCUGGGUAUAAAUACAAUGCCAAGCGUAGUGUCUACGGAGAACUGGCCGCUCCUCUUCAAGCCGUCUUCCAAAUGCCGCUAACGGGUGCCGAAAUCUUUGCUGUGCUCAAGGAGCUGCGUGGACGCUAUCGUCGCGAACUGAGCAAACUCAAUUCCUUGGGAAUCAAGUACAAAUCCCGUCUGUGGUACUUUGAGAAGAUGCAUUUCUUGCGCGGCGUCAUCGAGCACAAGCGGGCUGAAAGGGAGGCAAAGAGUGAGUCUACGGAGAGCGAAAAGUCCAGUGAGACAGACAAUGAAUCGACGACAAAGUCGGCACAGUUCCGUGAGGUGCUCAGCUGCAUCAUUGAGGCAUUCCGGCGGCAGGAGAGCCUGUGGAAUCCCCAGCACUUUGACUACAACAACUGCUGCAAAAAGGAGCUGUAUCGGGAGAUCUCGGCGGAGCUGCUCGAGGAGCUGAACUACGAGAUGAGUGGCGAGGAAUGCUACAAGGAGAUGCAAAAGCUGCGCACACGUUAUCGGAAGGAACUGCGCAUGGUGAUCAAGCACAAGGGUCUCUAUCUGCCCAAGCUCUGGUGCUACGAUGAGCUGGAGUUUCUGCACAAAAUACUGCAGGAUCAGAUCUUCAACAAGAUCAGCAAGAAAAAGGGUGUGGUGGAAACGAAUCAGAAGACAAAGUUCAUCCAUGCCAGCUGCAUAAGCUUCAACUCACAGGAGGAUCAGCUGCAGUUUGUGGAGAUCUAUCGCAACUAUCCAGCCUUGUGGGAUGUGGAUCAUCCGGACUUUCGCUCUAAUGCAUAUCGCAAUCAGGCCUUGGGACAAAUGCUAGAGGAGCUAAACACCACGUUUCAAUGCACCUACACUCCGGCCCAGCUGGAGAAGACUUUGUUUGAGCUCCGCAAAGAAUUCUCAGCACAGAAACGGAAAAUACUCACAAAUGCCGACGGAUCCGUCAGCAUACCUCUGCUCCAUGCCAAGCUGGGUCAGUAUCUCGAACAGAAUCUGGGCCCCUUUCGCUGCGGCGUGUGUGGUGAGCUGAUCAAGACCUGUGACCAGUACAAGGUACAUCGAUCCGGGCACGACGGCACACAGCCAUUUAUAUGCACACUCUGUGGCAAGGGAUUCCAAAUGCCAUGCAACCUGACGGUGCACAUUCGUCGCCAUCGACGCGACUUUCCCUAUGCCUGCGAGCAGUGCGACAAGAGAUUCGCCACCUCCACCGAGGUGGCCAUACAUAUGCGCACGCAUACAGGGGAACGUCCCUACAUCUGUGAUCUCUGCGGCAAGUCGUUCAAGACGUGGUCAUUCUUCGACAUCCAUCGGCGCACUCACCUCAAUCAGUCAACGUUCCAUUGCCCCAUCUGCGAUAAGGGAUUCUACGAGAAGAAUCGCUUCACCGAUCACAUGAAUGCCCAUUUAAAUAUUCGCAAGCAUUUGUGCACCGUCUGUGGCAAGACAUUCACCACUUAUGGCAAUCUCAAGAAGCACACCGAGCUGCAUCUGGCCGUGAAGAAGUACAAGUGUGCGGCUUGUGGCAAGCGUUUUGCCCAGUUCGCCAGUCUGCGGUGGCACCGAAAGCGGGCGCAUAACUCUGAACCCAAUCAACAACAACUACACCAACUACAACAACAAGAUGAACAGCAGGAGGUGGAGGAGCGGGAAGAGGAGCUGGAGUUAAUGUUGGAGGAGUCAUAAAUUAAAGUACAACACUCGGAAUAUAAGGAAUUAGUUUUAUCGCCCUACUACUUAGAGAUAAUCACUGUAACGCGUGUACUUAUCAUAUCGUCCAAAUAUCAUUAAAGUAAUCUAUGUACACUUAAUUAAGUUCCAUUUAAAAGUUCUUUAUACUUGUUGCUGUUGUCUCAUCGCUAAUCAAACGCUUAAUUCAUCGUUAAUUAAUUGAUGUUAUAAAUAAUGUAGUUUUAUGACUGAAAAUGAGAGUUCAAUUGAAAUAUUACUGAUAAGAUUUACAACAAACUACAUUGAAAUAAUAAUAAACUUUUAAGUGACCAACAACAGCAACAUGAACAAUUUUAAAUUAGUGAUCUCAAAGUGAAUAGCUUAAGUAGCAAAUAUGAAAUAAAUAUAAAACUAAUUUAUCAUAUUUAAAA